UCUUCCCCUCUUACCUGCUCUGUUUUCCCUCCAGCCCGCUCGCCUGCUCUGCUGCUAAUCUCCAGUGCACACCACCACUGACCCCCGGUAGUGUUCACCCACUCCGCGCUGACCCCUCCCAACUGCCGCUUGCAUACCAGCAAGACUCCACCACCAUCCACCGGAGACCCCUCCAAACCGUUAGAUUUGUAAUUUCUCAGUGUCAUCGCCUGUUGUAGAGUUAGAUUAAUUGUCUCACGGACCUUUCGGACGAGACAAGCAGCUUUUUUAAAUUUUUGGACACAUUGCGGGAGCAAAAACGAGAACAAGUGUGAACCUAGCCACUCCAACGAUAAUUACAGAGAAGAAGUUAAACGACAAAAAUGGAUGAUUCUCGUCCAUGGAAAUUUGCACAAUGCUUUGGAGACAAAGGCGACGUUGAAGACAUUACAGAAGCCGACAUCAUCUCGGCCGUAGAAUUCGAUCACACAGGCGAUUACCUUGCGACCGGCGACAAAGGUGGUCGUGUGGUUUUAUUUGAGCGUAAUCAUACUAAAAAAGGUUGCGAGUAUAAAUUUUUUGCCGAAUUUCAAAGCCAUGAACCUGAAUUUGACUACCUAAAGUCAUUGGAAAUUGAAGAAAAGAUUAACAAAAUUCGCUGGUGCAAAAGAACUAAUCAAGCGCAUUUUUUACUGUCCACGAACGACAAAACGAUAAAAUUAUGGAAGGUGUAUGAAAAAAAUCUGAAGGUUGUUGCAGAAAAUAAUCUUAACGACGAGUAUGGAUCUCCUUCGUCGACACCCAUUACGCCUUCUGCACUUCGUCUUCCUCGGCUUAGCCAUCAUGACACUAUUGUUGCGGCCUCUCCUAGACGUGUGUACGCGAAUGCACACGCUUACCACAUUAAUUCCAUCAGCGUCAACUCUGACGCCGAAACUUACAUCUCGGCCGAUGACUUGCGUAUCAACUUGUGGAACUUGAACAUCUCUGACCAAUCCUUUAACAUUGUUGACAUCAAACCUGACAACAUGGAAGAGCUCACAGAGGUGAUCACGAGUGCCGAAUUCCACCCCGUGAACUGUAAUCAUCUUAUGUACAGCAGCAGCAAGGGCACAAUCAAACUUGUGGACAUGCGUGAAUCUGCCUUGUGUGACCGGCACUGCAAGCUCUUCGAAGACGAGGAAGAUCAGGACAACAAAAGUUUUUUCUCGGAGAUUAUUUCGAGCAUUUCUGACGCAAAGUUUUCUAAUGACGGACGCUACAUCCUUUCUCGUGACUACCUAACAUUGAAGAUUUGGGAUGUGAACAUGGAAAAGAGUCCCAUCAAGACCAUUCCUCUGCAUGACGUGUUGCGCACAAAGUUGUGCGAUCUUUAUGAAAACGACUGUAUUUUCGACAAGUUUGAGUGCAUAUUCUCUGGCGACGGUAAGCACGUUUUGUCAGGAAGCUAUAGCAAUAAUUUUGGUAUAUACCCAACGGAUGUUUCCUACACUGGCGAUGAAGGUCAGAUUGUUUUGCAGGCUGAUAAGUCUGCAUUUAAGGCACGGAAGAAUGCCGGUGCCGCCUCAAAAAUGAGCAUAAUGAAAGACUAUGACUGGACUUCUCGUAAUAACAACGCUAUGGGUACCGCUUCUGCCGGACUCGACCCAGACACCCUAGACUAUAACAAAAAGAUCCUGCACGCAAGUUGGCACCCUCACGAAGACUCUGUGGCUAUUGCCGCUACAAAUAAUUUAUUCGUUUUCUCGCGACUUUAAAUAGUAAUGAACUUGUUUUACGAAACAGGAUCCGACUGAGCUCUUUGUGAGAUACUGCAAGUAAUCCUAAUGCUACGUUUGCACGUACAAGUCGCUCGUUUUGUUUCCAUUGUUUUCUCUUCUACUCACACAGACCCACCUAUGAACGAAAGAAAGCCAGAGCCCCAGCUUUUUCCGAUUUGUUCUUCCUACAAAUAGCUUGUCUGUAGAUAUCUCUUUUUACUAUUUACAGUAUCGCUUUCUAUUCGUGUCGACGCUAACCCAAGCCCCAAGCACGCUUACUCAAAUAAUCAUUAAUCAAUGAAGCUCGUUUGGCCAGAGCCGAGAUUCAUGUACGACAUGCGACCAUUGCUAUAGUUUAUUAGGCAAUAUAAAAGAGCUACUUUUUGCGCAAAGGGGAAAUGCAGGGAUAAUAUGUGCGUGUGGGAUGUAUAGCAAAAAACCGUACGGAGAAACUGUAUACUGACACAGG
This is a messenger RNA of Schizosaccharomyces japonicus yFS275, 2208 nucleotides long. Its product is annotated as protein phosphatase regulatory subunit Pab1. Gene Ontology annotation, biological process: mitotic G2/M transition checkpoint; positive regulation of protein localization to membrane; homologous chromosome segregation. Gene Ontology annotation, cellular component: mitotic spindle pole body; protein phosphatase type 2A complex; mitotic spindle. The coding region runs from base 363 to 1736 and encodes 457 amino acids. The transcript has 5 exons. The record is from RefSeq and is a predicted model, not a curated record. NCBI's taxonomy places the organism in Eukaryota, Fungi, Ascomycota, Schizosaccharomycetes, Schizosaccharomycetales, Schizosaccharomycetaceae. Gene Ontology annotation, molecular function: protein phosphatase regulator activity.